GAGAAGGGAGAGGUUGGGGAGAUGGAUCCGAAAGACUCAGAAACCGCUAGGGACUUUCACCUGGGACCCCGGCAGGGCCCAGGAAGGGCAGGUGCGGAUGCAGAGGGGGCGCCGCACGCCUAAGCCCGAAGACUGAAUGACCGAUCACUCCCGCUUGGCCGUCCGCGGGCGCGCCUGUCUAGGGCACUGCAGGAAAGCCUCGGAGAGCCAGGAGGUGCCAGGGCCCAGACCACUCCUGGAGGGCCCGCCCGAAGCGCUGGAGUCCGUGGGCGCCGCCCGCCUCCGCCCGCAGGCAGAGUUGGGGGCAGGCUUGUCCCACCGACCCCGCGGGAUUGGCCCCGCCCCGGGGCCGCGGGGAGGCCCCACCAUGGGAGGCGGAGUUGCCGCCGCCCCCUCCAAUCCCCUGGACUGCGGCCCCUUCUUAAGCCCGUGAAGCUACAAGCUGCCCCUCUCUCGCCUCUCCCGCCAGGCUCCCUCUCCGCGAUGGCCUCCGCACUGAGCUAUGUCUCCAAGUUCAAGUCCUUCGUGAUCUUGUUCGUCACCCCGAUUCUGCUGCUGCCACUCAUCAUUCUGAUGCCCGCCAAGAUUCUGGACUCCAAACAGGUGUGCGUCCAGUACAUGAAGGACACCAACAUGCUGUUCCUGGGCGGCCUCAUCGUGGCUGUGGCUGUGGAGCACUGGAACCUGCAUAAGAGGAUCGCCCUGCGCACGCUCCUCUGGGUGGGGGCCAAGCCUGCCCAGCUGAUGCUGGGCUUCAUGGGCGUCACGGCCUUUCUCUCCAUGUGGAUCAGCAACACGGCCACCACAGCCAUGAUGGUGCCCCUUGUGGAGGCCGUGCUGCGGCAGAUGGAGGCCAUGAGCGCAGCCACCGAGGCCAGCCUCGGGGCUCUGGAGCUGACAGACAAGGGCAAGGCCGGCGAGCUGCCAGGGAGCCAAGCGAAUUUUGAAGGUCCCUCCAUGAGGCAGCGGGAGGUCGACAGGAAGAACAUAUGCAAGGCCAUGACCCUGUGCGUGUGCUACGCAGCCAGCAUCGGAGGCACUGCCACCCUGACCGGCACGGGACCCAACGUGGUGCUCCUGGGCCAGAUGCAAGAAUUGUUUCCUGACAGCAAAGACGUCGUGAACUUCGCCUCUUGGUUUGGAUUUGCCUUCCCUAAUAUGCUGAUCAUGCUGCUGCUCUCCUGGCUGUGGCUCCGGUUUAUUUACAUGAGAUUCAAUAUUAAAGAGUCCUGGGGCUGCGGGCUGGAGAAGAAGAGUGAGGAGAAGGCUGCCCGCGAGGUGCUGUGGGCGGAGUACAGGAAGCUGGGGCCCCUCUCCUUCGCUGAGGUCAACGUCCUUCUCUGCUUCUUCCUGCUGGUCGGCCUGUGGUUCUCCCGGGACCCCGGCUUCAUGCCCGGCUGGCUGUCAAUCGCCUGGGUGGAGGGCAAGACAAAGUAUGCCUCCGAUGCCACAGUGGCCAUCUUUGUGGCCAUCUUGCUAUUCAUUGUGCCUUCGCAGAAGCCCAAGUUCAACUUCUGCAGCCAGACUGAGGAAGAAAGGAAAACACCAUUUUAUCCGCCUCCGCUGCUGAAUUGGAAGGUGGCCCAGGAGAAAGUACCCUGGGGCAUCGUGCUGCUCCUGGGGGGUGGCUUUGCUCUGGCUAAAGGAUGCGAGGCCUCGGGGCUGUCAGAAUGGAUGGGGAGCCAGAUGGAGCCCUUGCAUGCCGUGUCCCCGGCAGCCAUCACCUUGAUCUUGUCCACACUCAUUGCUGUGCUCACUGAAUGCACAAGCAACGUGGCUACCACCACCCUGUUCCUGCCCAUCUUUGCCUCCAUGUCACGUUCCAUUGGCCUCAACCCGCUGUACAUCAUGAUCCCCUGUACCCUGACUUCAUCCUUUGCCUUCAUGUUGCCCGUGGCCACCCCACCUAAUGCCAUCGUGUUUUCCUAUGGACACCUCAAGGUUUCCGACAUGAUGAAAACAGGACUAAUAAUGAACGUCAUUGGAAUCACCUGUGUAUUUUUGGCUGUCAACACCUGGGGACGGGUCAUAUUUGACUUGGACAGUUUCCCUGACUGGGCUAAUGUGACAGCACACUGAGACUUAGGAAGAGCCGCAAGACCACGCCCAAGGCCCCUGCCCUCCUGAGGACACCCGAACCUUCCAGUACAACUUGUAGCGGAGCUUUGGGGUUCAUGCCCCAAGGUGACCCCACGAUGCCCACACCCCACGGAGACCCAGCCAACGGGCCACCUCUUCCUCCACGCCUGGGGUCUCAGCUGGGGCCGGGUGUCUGGAGGGCAGGCUCGGAAGUGAAGGGAGCCUCCCAUAAGGCUGCUGGCAUCCAUCUUUCCUGAGGGCCUGCCAUCAUCUCUGGGAUGGGCAGGGUCCCACCCCCACUGAGCCUCGAGCUGGCCCCAUGGCUGGGCUCUGGUGUUCUCUCGUCAUCUAAAUGGCAAUCAGAUCCCAGCUCUGGAGGUGGAAAACAACCUUCCAGAGCCUGUGUCUCUCCCAGCUUACCUUGGGCUGCCUCAGACCCCUCCUGUCACUCGGAAGGGACAAUCCAGCCCGGGGACAAAAUGUGUGGUCCUGGGCAGCUUUCCACCGCUGGAGCGAGUGGGAAUCGGAGCCUCCUGGGACCACCAGGAGUACGGUGCCACCGCAAAAGGAUGAGGAAUUUGAGUCGAUAACUUCUGGACAACACCACCCCACUGUCACCCCACUGACGGUUCACUGCUCCAUCUGAACUGACAGUUUGGACCCCCUUCCCAGCUCUGUGGGGCACCUCCUUCAGCUGCUAGGCCCCUCUGUUGUCUGGCCGGCAUUUGCUGGAAUCUGCCCCUUUUCUCCCAGGCAGGUCAGUUUGGCUCUUCCGGGAGAUGCUUUUCCUGCCCCACGACAGCUGGGAUCACACUCCAAGUAUGGGCAGUGAUGGCCUCCUUUGGGGCCACAGGCGGAGGUCUAGGUCCUCCCUCACCUGCAGACCCAGAGGGAAUACCUGUUAACCGCCAAAAGCAGGGUUCCUUCAGGGUUUGUCUGUCAUGCCAGAGUUUGGGGACCUCUGGGGAAAGCCUCCCUCUGCUGACUGGUCUUGGCAGCCUAGCCUGCUGCUGACAGAGCAUCACUGAGAGCAAGCAGUGCCCGGCGGUCCCUGAGCAGACAGCCCCUGCCCAUGGGUGAAUCUACCUGAAGUUGCUGGACAAGGACUCCAGAGUGGACUGGGAGCCCUCAGAACAACCUGUGAGAGACACAUGAGAGGAUCCUAUCCUCCUACCCACCAACCCAAUUUUCUUUCCUUCUUGUGCUGUUCCAUUGAUGGUAUUUUUCAGAGCAGGAGAAAGUCUGGGAACCCAAGGAACCCCCAUGCCCCACCCGAGGACCAAGCAUCCCACCUGGUUCCUUGGGUGGGAUGAUGUCUGAGCGCCCGGUCUGUCUCCCAUGGAAGGUACAUGGCGCUGUCUCUGGCUUUCUGCUGUGUGUGGGGUGGGGGUGGGCAGGCAGGUGGAUGAAUGAACACUUACUGCCCACCUCCAGUGUGCCAGGCCUCCCCGGCCCUGGUGCAUCUGACAGUCAUCUCAUUCAGUCUUUGCAGCAGCCUGCGAGAUAGGCAGGCAUUAUUAACCUCCUCUGUCUUUCAUUAAUACUGGGGCUCAGAGAGGCCACGUCAUGUCCAAAGUCACACAUCAAGUUAGUGGUGGCUAAGGUUCCAAUUCGGAUCUUCCGCUGCCAUGUCCACUGCUGCUUCCUCUAGCCAUUAAGGGCCUUGGCCUUACAGGGACGGUAGGGAAAGGUGGGUGGCCAAGAGCACGUCUAUCCCAAGGCCCUGCCUGCUCAGGGAUCAUUCACAAGAGCCCUUUCUGCUGCCUCUUCUGAGAUGGGCUUAGGUCAGUCCUGGAACAGACAGGGCUGGUCUUUGCCCAGAGAAAUAAAGCCUUUGGUUGGAGAGAGCAGUAUGGAAAUGGCUACCUGCUCCCCUGCCAAGAUAAAACCGACCCACCCCUCUGUCACUGCUCCCUACACUGCUGUUGUUGACGUGUCUGCCCCACCAGUGAGGGCUCCCAAGGACUUGCACUGCCUGCUGGGUCCAGUGCUGGCCCUAUGGCUAAUCCACAGCAGGCCACCACAAGUGUGAUUGGUAAAUAAAUGACUGAUCAGUGUUGUCAAUUA
Molecule: messenger RNA, 4146 nt
Organism: Balaenoptera acutorostrata (minke whale)
Lineage: Eukaryota; Metazoa; Chordata; Mammalia; Artiodactyla; Balaenopteridae
Gene: SLC13A5
Product: solute carrier family 13 member 5
Exons: 12
Coding region: 484-2079 (531 amino acids)
Biological process (GO): citrate transport; monoatomic anion transmembrane transport
Cellular component (GO): membrane
Molecular function (GO): citrate transmembrane transporter activity; succinate transmembrane transporter activity; sodium:dicarboxylate symporter activity
Source: RefSeq, a predicted model, not a curated record